Molecule: messenger RNA, 342 nt
Organism: Postia placenta MAD-698-R-SB12
Lineage: Eukaryota; Fungi; Basidiomycota; Agaricomycetes; Polyporales; Adustoporiaceae
Exons: 2
Coding region: 1-342 (113 amino acids)
Source: RefSeq, a predicted model, not a curated record
AUGCACGAUACACUGCCAUGCAGGUUGGGUGCGGCCUUCGCGCUGCACCAACACCUGUCGCACCUAUUUUGCCUGCGCAAGGCCGAGUCGGCCAUGUGCCCUACAUGCGGCACCAACGAGGAGACGGUGAUCCACUACCUCCUACACUGUCCGACAUGGAAACGAGCCCGCGCUCCGCUACGACGAGCUCUCCCUGCGUUCAAGACACUCCUUCGAACCCUCCUCAGCAGCCCCGAAGCUCUCCCGACUCUAUUCGGCUACAUCAAGGCAACCGGCUGCUUCGCGGCCGGGACGGGACGACCGAACCAGAACGCGUCCCGAGCAGCACAGGCACAGGGAUAG